AUGGUUUACCCGAGACCGCCGCUAACAUGUGGUCCAAGAGCCUUAUGGCACCCUCUUGCACCAUCCUCGGAAAAUGCCUUCAAUCCAUGUUUCUUGACCAAUGUUGUCUUUGUAUUUUCAGCAUCUAUGGCUGCGGUGGGACUUAUACAAUUAGCAAGUUACAGAAAGAAACCACUUUAUGGUCCACUUUCGCCGAAAAAUACCGGUUUGGCUCAUUAUCUACGGUGCACUUUGGUAAUAUUGCACAAUUUGAUGUUGGUAGCAUUGAUUGCUUCACUCAGCAUAUACGAACGAUACGCAGACCAUAAGUUCAUUCCGUUUUGUACCUUAACAAUUGUGAGUUUUGUGAUAAUAGCUCCAUUGCAUUUCAUUGAAACUGCCACUUCGCCGGUGGCUCUGGGAGUUUUGCUCUGUUUCUGGCCAAUUUUGACAAUAUUAGAACUUGCCAUUCUAGUUCAAGAUCACUAUACCAGAUGGCCCGUGAUUCUCUCACCGCUGGCUCCAUUGCUAGAAUUGUGUGCUGUUUUGGCAUCUUGUGCAAUUUUCGUAUUUGAGAAUUCCUCCAGAUUGUGGAAGCCUACGCAUCUGCUAGUUUUGGAAUAUUCUAAGUCGGAAACUCUCAAACCUUUGCUUACCAAACCCAAUUUUAUUGCAAAGUUUACAUUCACAUGGAUGAACACACUAAUCACUAACUCAUAUCGGAACCAGACGUUGGUCGCGGACGAUUUGCCUCCGGCUCCAUCUCAUUUGGCAACAGAAAAGUUCACCAAAACGCUCCAGAAAUACUGGGAUGAUCCAAACAAGAAGAAGACGAAAAGGCGUCUUGUCAUCUCUCUCAUCAGGGCUUUUGGGCCCUUGGCGCUAGUAUCAUUCUUAUACGAAGCCAGUGACUCGCUUCUUAGUUUUGUCCAGCCUCAAUUGUUGCGUCUACUUAUUAUUUUCAUUGGAGAUAGACUUAAUGACAAAAAUGUGCCUGUUCUCAAGGGUAUUUUAAUCAGUUUCUCCAUGUUUGGUGUCACUAUUCUUCAAACUGCUUUGAACAACCAGUACGUGUUGAGAGUAUUGAAAGUAGGCUUGGGAUGCCGGUCGUCAUUGACAUCGCUCAUUUUCCAGAAAAGUCUUAAGCUUUCUUCUCACUCAAGAUCUCAGAGAUCCACUGGUGAUAUUGUCAAUCUCAUCUCCAUUGAUGCUCCUAGAAUUCAGACAUGUGCACAGGAAAUUAGCACGGUCAUCAUUGCUCCUACCGAAUUGGCACUUUGCAUCUUUUCCUUGUAUCAAAUUCUAGGAAAAGCAGCUUUUGCGGGUGUUGCAGCCAUCAUUAUAAUAAUGCCUAUCAAUACGAUCAUUGUGAGAUUUCUGAAGCGUCUUAAUAAGGUCCAGAUGAAGUUAAAGGAUAACAGAAAUAGAAUUACCAAUGAGAUUCUAGUUUCCAUGAAAUCAAUCAAACUAUAUGCUUGGGAGACUCCUAUGUUGAAUCGGUUGCUUGAUGCUAGAAACAAUAAAGAACUCAAGAAUUUGCGCAAAAUCAGAGGGAUCAACCAGAUCGGCAACUUAAUCUGGGUGACUUUACCUUUUCUUGUUUCCUUUGCUACUUUUUCUUCAUUUGCCUAUUUCCUGAAGACUCCUUUGACUUCGGAUAUUGUGUUCCCAGCACUUGCAUUAUUGAACAUUCUUUCCAGACCUAUUUUACAGUUGCCAUUUGUGAUCAAUUACAUCACCGAGGCAUCAGUAGCCCUUGACAGAAUUGCUUCAUUUUUGUUGGCUUCAGAGACAGACUCGGAUUUGGUGCAGAUCAAAUCUUCUGACGACACCGAGGCACUUCGUCUUCACAAUAUUUCCUUCUUCUGGGACCACCCACAUGUGCCGGAAGUCACAGAAGACAUGGACUUUACAGCAUUUCACUGUGCACUCAAGAAUGUCAAUAUAGUUGCCAAUAAGGGUGACUUUAUUUGUGUGGUGGGAAAGGUUGGUUCAGGAAAGUCUUCGCUUCUUUCUUCCAUCAAUGGACAACUCGACGCCCUCGAUUCAAAAUUUCCAUCUUCCAAGCCUUCCCCCAUUCAGAUCCACGGCACGGUUGCUUAUUGCUCGCAGAAUCCAUGGAUUAUGAAUGCUUCUGUCCGAGAAAACAUUACUUUUGGCUAUAAGUUUGAGGAAGAAUUCUACAAUCGCACAAUUGAAGCUUGUCAGCUUUUGCCGGACUUGAAAAUUUUACCAGAUGGAGAUGCUACCCAAGUUGGCGAAAAAGGCAUUUCCCUCUCAGGUGGCCAAAAGGCACGUUUGGCAUUGGCCAGAGCUGUUUAUGCCCGUGCAGACGUAUACUUGUUAGAUGAUGUCUUGAGUGCAGUUGACAGCCACGUUGGGAAAAAUAUCAUUGCCAAUGUUUUGAGCAAAACCGGACUUCUUGCUUCCAAGACAAUCGUAUUGGCAACCAAUAAUAUAUUGGUUCUCGAAAAGGCCGACAAAAUAUACUUAUUCGAGAAGGGAGCUAUAGUUGAAGAAGGGUCAUAUUGGGACAUUUGUGCAAGCAAAUUACAUCCAAAACUCAAUGAGUUGCUAGAUGAAUCUGGACAAUCACAGGUUAGAGACGCAUCAAAGUCUCCGGCUCCAGAUUACUUGUCAGACCUGAAUAUUACACCGGACCCGAGUAUUAUUACAGUUCCUGUUGAGGCUUUCAGGAGGGCAAGUCUUGCGACAUUUGAUUGGGAUCCAUUCCGGAAGAAUCUCUCAAAUAAUCGAACAGGUCCUACUGUUGAAGUUUCUGCAAAGGGAAAGGUCAAAUGGGAAGUUUAUUUGGAGUAUGUCAGGGCAUGCUCAAUUACGGGAGUAAUUGCAUGGGUGAUAUUAAAUGUGAUUGCAACAUUAGCUUCGAUCUUGAAUAACUACUGGCUCAAAAAAUGGGCAGAGAAAAAUGCUGAAAUUGGCGAUAAUAGUGAAGCUAUUCGGUACAUCAGCGUGUUUGCGCUUCUUGGUUUCAGCACCAGUGUGCUCAAUGCUCUCAAAGGUAUCCUUUUCUGGAUAUUUUUGGGAAUCAGAGGUGGUCGUAUUGUGCACGAAAGAAUGGCCAGAAGAAUCAUGAAGGCACCUAUGAACUUUUUUGAAAGAACUCCCGUGGGUAGAAUCAUGAACAGAUUCAGCAAUGAUAUCAACAAGGUUGACGAUGCACUUCCUCGCUCAUUCAACAUGUUUAUGGGUACUAUUCUUAAAACAGUAAUGACAUUUGCUGUGGUUGGCAUGGCCAUUCCAAUGUUUCUUGUUGUGGUUUUAUUCUUGCUAUUUGUUUACGGCUACUACCAAAAGUACUAUAUUUGUGUGCAGCGAGAGUUGAAGAGAAUGGUAUCUAUUUCUAGGUCACCUAUCUUUGCCCAUUUGCAAGAGAGUUUGACUGGAGUGGAGACCAUCACGUCUUAUCGGCAAAAUGAUAGAUUCAUCUACAUGAACAAUGCCAAUGUUGACUUCAACCUCCGAAGCUUGUAUAUGUUAAGAUCAAUUAACAGAUGGCUUUCCGUGAGGCUCCAAUUCAUUGGGUCAAUUAUCAUCUGGACAUCAUCAUCGUUGUUGAUCUACAAGUCUACGACGGCGUCGCCUGUGAGUGCUGGAAUGGCGGGUUUUGCUAUGAGUUAUGCAUUGCAAAUCACGGAUUCCUUGAAGACCAUGGUGAGAAUGUCUGCUGAGGUGGAGGCCAAUAUUGUUUCUGUUGAAAGAUGUUUUGAGUACUGUAAUCUCCCAACAGAGGAGACUGAAGAGUACGAUUAUAUCACACCACCUAAAGAGUGGCCAGCUCACGGAAGAAUCGAGUUGGAGAACUAUUCUACGCAAUACGCAAAGAAUUUGGAUCCAGUUCUUAAGAACAUCACCAUCAGUGUGAAGGCAGGGGAGAAAGUGGGAGUAGUGGGAAGGACCGGAGCAGGUAAAAGCUCGUUGGUCCUUGCAAUAUUCCGCAUGAUUCCACCUACCCUGGGCAGCAUUCAGAUUGACGAUAUAGACGUGACCAAGCUUCGUCUUUUUGACUUGCGUCACAAUUUGAGUAUUAUCCCACAAGAUUCACACCUUUUCGAGGGCACUAUCAGACAAAAUUUGGAUCCGUUUGAUGAGUACAGUGAUGAACGGCUCUGGCAGGUUUUGGAUCAUCUGAACCUUAAGCACACCGUGGAAACUCUCCAUGGGGGCCAAGGUCUCGAUAGUAAGGUGAAUGAGGGAGGAUCCAAUUUCUCUGCGGGGCAACGUCAACUCAUGUGUUUAAGCCGUGCACUUCUAAACCCUUCGCAAGUACUUAUGCUUGAUGAAGCCACUGCUGCCGUGGACAUCCAGACAGACAAGAUUAUUCAGUCCACGAUUCGCCAGGAGUUUAAGCAAAAGACCAUUAUCACAAUUGCACACCGACUUGAUACCGUGAUGGACUGUGAUCGGAUUCUCGCGUUAGAGGAGGGUAGAGUUAGGGAGUUUGAUACUCCAGAGAAUUUGUUGAAGGACCCCAAGCUGAUAUUCUACAACUUGUGCAAGCAAGGUUCUUACAUUUGA
Molecule: messenger RNA, 4518 nt
Organism: Sungouiella intermedia
Lineage: Eukaryota; Fungi; Ascomycota; Pichiomycetes; Serinales; Metschnikowiaceae
Source: the annotation of a GenBank genome assembly